AUGGCUAAGACAGCAAAAAGAGUCAAGCUAUUCCUGUUCAGGUUUACGGUGGACUUGCGAGUAAAAAUAUACAACGCUCGUCUACUAAACAGUCACUACACCACCACCACCACCACUAACGAUUUAAUUGACGCCACGAACUUCGUUAUAGACUUCGCUGCACGGAAGUCCAUCACCAUAGGACUCGAUCCGUCGGACGUAUUCAACGUAUCCGUACAGAUAAUAACACCAUCGCGUUAUGUAAGCAUAACAAGUGACUUUUUGCGGCGUAUUUACUCAUUGAUGGGAUAUAUUCUCUCAAUUAUAUCCGACCCACCUGUUAAAAGUCGCGAGAGACUUUUCCUAAAAGACGAAAUUAACACGCUGUCCAAAACUACUUAUCGUGUCGAAAAUAUGCUCGUAAUCGAGUCACAUCUCCGUCAAGGAUGUCGCGUGCUUUUGAGCAGGCAAAAUCUACUAAGGCUUCAAGAUAUGCAAUGGGCAAUCGACGAAUCGAUCGCGCGAAAAUCUAAUGUCGUACGAUCUAUAGUAAUGGAGCAAACUGACCUAAUUGCGUCAUAUUUAAGUAUGAACGUUUAUGUGGAAAAAUCUGCGUGCGUUGAAGAAAUGAUUGCUGCCACCCGAAAUAUUCAUAACAAUUUACACACAAUGAAUAUAAUACCGGAGAGUCAAUGCAGUUUCAUUAACCAGAUUAAAUUGUUCGCCAACAAACAAUUAGCAUUGUGUUGGUCGGCGAACGUUCAGGCUAGCAGCGCGCAUUGUUUACCCAAUAGUGAUAGCAACGGCAACGGUGUUAACCGUGAUACCGCUUGGUCAGCGAACGUUGGAGAUUCCACCUUGCAUUGUUUACCCAAUAGCGAUGGUGGUUGCGGCAACGUUGUUAACCGUGGUGGCGGCAACGUCAGAGCUGGAGAGUUUAUCGGUUUCCAUGAAAAUAUCGACCCUACAUUGCUGACAUUUAUGCAGUGUACCGAUAAUGGUGUCCAGAUGCUGUAAUCUGCCCACUACAUUCAAUCAAUCGUCCGUCAAGGAUACAAGGGGUUAGAAAGAAUGCCGGUCCCGUUAUAAGAUGAAACACAUGUGCAUUAUAAUACUUUUCUGUACUAUCUGUAUUUAGGUCAUCCGCUCACGCAUUAAUAUAACAUAUUUUGUACAUUUUGUAUUACUUAUAUUAUUGUAAAGACUUGUACAUGCAUGUAAUAUUGUUGAAUUUCUUCAUAUUAUAUUAUACUUUGG
Aphis gossypii (cotton aphid) is the source of this 1236-nucleotide messenger RNA. RefSeq lists its product as uncharacterized. The transcript is spliced from 3 exons. NCBI's taxonomy places the organism in Eukaryota, Metazoa, Arthropoda, Insecta, Hemiptera, Aphididae. The record is from RefSeq and is a predicted model, not a curated record. The coding region runs from base 1 to 996 and encodes 331 amino acids.